CGACUGUUCCCGUCGCUAGACUGCCAGAACGUCACCUCCUCUACGUCAAGUUCUCCUCCUCAGCGCAUACUUCCUACAAACGCAGCUUCUGCCAUCCGAUCCACAUUCCAGCACCAUCCAACAUGGAAGGCUUGGACACCGCCUCCGCCAUAGACGACUCCAACGAAACAAUCCACUUCGGCCCCGCCGCACCCGCUUCACGAGCCCCAGGCGGACCGCCUCUCGCACGAGAGAAUCUAGGCUACAAUGGCCCUCGCUCAGGCCACUGGUCAGUAAGAAGCACGGUCUUUGGCUCGGGUAUCGAUGACGCCUGUCCUACACUCCACCACCUCUCUCCAGGGGGAAAUUGCAUGCCUAGUCACGUGCGACCGCUGGAUGGAAGUGUCGUCAAAAGACUUGCCAAAGCGACUGAGUGGCAGAGAAAACAACAAGAGGCAGCAAGUGCGCCGGGAGAUGGCGCUGUUGCAAUUGGGCGAGAGCAGGAAGAGUCGAAACCUGAGAAAAUCGAAUUGCCAAAGCUGAUGAAGGGCUUUUACGUGCCCAAGCAUGAUACGCGAGGCAUUCGUAUUGCCAGGAAAGAUGGGAAGGAGAAGGUGGUAAGACGGCCGGUUCUCCCAUCACCCGUCAUCAACAAAGCCAACACUGAGAAAGGAGAGGUCGCAAAAGAGAAGACUCGCGCAGAGCCGACAGCACCUCAGCCAACACCAAAGCGCGAAAGUGCCAUCUCCAUCAAGUCACGCGCAAGCUCUAAGAGUAAGCGCGCCGUACGGAUUGUGAGCAAAAACGGCGAGGAGCGGAUGAUGGAGCUGCCGAAUAUCAACUACACGGCCGUCACUGUCGCACCACUACAAACGAGGUCACAACCCUCCAAAAGCAACAUGCCAUCGCAAGGGGGCGACGAGCGAGUAGAUUCAGCUGAGAGAGACAUCAAAGCGGCGCAGAUCGCAAGACGCCUGCGCGAAGAAAGGCUCGCGCAGGAGCGCUUGAACGAGCAGCGCGAGGCCGAGGCGAAAGCGGCAGCGGAAGCGAAAGGGGCAGCAGAGGCGAGAAUGGCAGCUGAAGUAAUGAUGUCUGGCGCCAUCCCGGCCGUUCUAAAAAUGCCAUCGGUCGGAAAGGCCGCUUCAACUCUUUCCACGAGAUCGUCUGGUCGAGCUUCCGAAGGCCGAUUCGAAGGCAUCCUCCACGGCCCGUCAAGAGCGUUAUCGCUGGCUUCAAGCAGGAUGACUGUCGCCGGAUCACAAAGGGAUGCAGGCGCGCAUUCGCCGCCGCUUGCUUCGGCUAGCAAAGUACGAAGCGUUUCCGCGCAGCAAGUAUCAGAGCGCGCAUGGACGGAAGAGAAGAACUCGGCGCUCAAUGCGAACAAACCAACUUCCUUGGCCAACGGCGGUUCCGAGCAACAAUCCGUGAUGCAAGCGUCCUCCCACUCCUCACACGCAGCAUCCGAAUCCCAUCACACGAGGGCAGAGCACUCAAAUAGAUACUCGGCAUCCACUCGUUCGGCCGCCGCCUCCUUCUCAUCCCAUCGUACUCACCAUGCCCACCAUUCAUCCCACCACUACUCAUCCCCCCAAACCCCACCCCUAACAAUCUACGCAGGCCGAGGCUGGAUUUCCCCCCAUCCACUCAGCAUCGCCCCCUCAGAAUUCCAAGAAGCGCCCCAAGCAGCGAUAAACGUGCCUAAUGGCGCGGCGGGCGGCGCUUUAAGGUUGACGUUUGAGGAGUGGAAGAGGAUUCAGCGGGAGGAGGUAAGGGAGGAGAGUGGGCAGGGAAGAAGGAACUUCUCGAGGUCGAGUAGUGGUCGGGGCGCGUAUGCGGGUGGGAAUUGGUGGUUUAGGGAGGUUGGGUUUGGGAGCGUUGGUGGGGGAGAGGGGUUGGAGGAGGGGGGGAGAUGGGGAGGUGGAAGUGUGAGUCGGAGUGCGAGUGGGAGGGGAAGUGAGAGGACGUUUGAGCAUGCUUUUGAUGGAGCGCAGGAUGGGGAUGGGAAGACUUGGCUGCGUAUGCCGUGGGAUGGUCAUGACAAAUGGUGAAGAUCGUGGGUAGCUGGAGAGUGGCGAAGAAUGCAUAACCGGAAGUGUCCAUUAGUACUUUGCGGACCACAAGCCGUAGCCUUGCGAAAUACUGCUUGCCAUGCUCGGAAUUCUCGGAAUUCUCGGAGUUCCCUUUAUUUCGCUCUUGUAUCGAGGCUUUUGAUAAAUGCCGUUGGCUACGUUCCUCCUACCAACUAGAGAUUCCU
Molecule: messenger RNA, 2233 nt
Organism: Neohortaea acidophila
Lineage: Eukaryota; Fungi; Ascomycota; Dothideomycetes; Mycosphaerellales; Teratosphaeriaceae
Exons: 1
Coding region: 123-2027 (634 amino acids)
Source: RefSeq, a predicted model, not a curated record